AUGGCGCUAUGGAUGGAUGCUGGGUCGGAGCCGAUGACGGAGAGCGAGAAAGCUGAUCUCGAAGCUAUUUCUGCUCUCAAAGAAUCCGCCGCCAUCGAAUUCAAAGAACAGGGAAAUGAAUGUGUAAGGAAAGGGAAAAAGCAUUACUCUGAAGCGGUUGAAUUCUACACGAAAGCCAUUAACCAGGGAGUUCUAAGUGACUCAGAGACCUCAGUCUUGUUCUCAAAUCGAUCCCAUGUUAAUCUACUACUAGGAAACUACAGGCGUGCUCUUACAGAUGCUGAGGAAGCAAUCAGGCUAUGUCCUGAUAACAUCAAGGCAGUGUAUCGAGCUGCAAAGGCUUCAAUGUCAUUGGAUUUGCUCAACGAAGCAAAAUUUUAUUGCGAAAAGGGAAUCGAGAAUGACCCGAGUAACGAGGACCUGAAGAAGCUUCUAAAACAGGUGAAUUCCAAGAAGCAAGAGAGAGAACAACAUGAGGUUGAAGUCUCAAGGGCUGUAGUGCAAGCCAAGGCUUGUCUAUCUGCGAUGGAGAACAGAGGCGUUAAGAUUGGCAAAGCAAUGUACCGAGAACUCACGGGUUUGAAGAAGCCAAUGUUGGAUAAAAACAACAUCCUUCAUUGGCCUGUCUUGCUUCUUUACGCAGAGGCCAUGACAAGUGACUUUGUAGAGGACUUUUGCGAAACAGACAUCUCUCUGAACAUGUUUUCAGAGGAUAGCCCGCCACUGCCAUGGGAUAAAAACAAUGAGUACACGCGCGAUGCGAUUGAGCUUUAUUACGAGGCAAGUUCGGGAACUCCAUUGCCGAGUAGUAGAGUUCUCCAGUAUCUUCUAGAAGGUACAAAAGGUUCUCAAGCUGGAACCAGCGGAGACGAGGACACAAGCCUCGCCAAAAAACCCUACAACCGAAGAGGUUCGUCAGGUAUGGUUAAAGUGAACGAGAGAAGAACAUUGCACGACGUGUUGAAAGAACCUAACUUGGUCAUCCCUGAGAUUCCAGUCUUCUACGUCGUAUCGAAGAGGUCCAAGUUUUAUAAGGAUUUUGCUGCUGGAAAAUGGAGCCCACCUAGUUAA
This is a messenger RNA of Arabis nemorensis, 1071 nucleotides long. The record is from the annotation of a GenBank genome assembly. Lineage: Eukaryota; Viridiplantae; Streptophyta; Magnoliopsida; Brassicales; Brassicaceae.